AACACACGUUGACAGUUAACACUGACAGUUAAGAGCAUGUCUUCUGUUGAGAUGGCAUUAUUUUAAUUUUAGUGAAUUAUUGAUAGAAAUUGUAAAAGCUUGCCGGCUAUUUAAAUAAACAAAUGUUUCGUUUAUAACAUAAACUGUGUAAUAAAAUGUGUUAAACAUUUUAUGUGACCAAUCAGACUGUUCAUUGUGAUUAUUUAUGUAAUAAUUUUAUGACUGUAAAAGAAAUGUCUCUGAAAAUAGCAGUUUCAUUUUUAUGCUUGUGCUUAUUGGAAAGCGCUACCGGCUUGGGAGAAGUAAUAUACGCUAUAAACGCUGGUGGGCCAGCUCAUACCGAUAUAUACGGUAUCCAUUAUGAGAAGGAUCCCUUGCAAGGAAGAGUGGGCACUGCUUCAGAUUACGGGAAGCAGCUUGUUAUGAUUGGAAGAGUAAAUUCUAAGGACGAAAUACUAUACCAGACAGAAAGAUACCACCACAGUACCUUCGGCUACGACAUCCCAGCUAACAGAGAUGGCGAUUACGUGUUGGUUCUAAAGUUUAGUGAGGUGUACUUUAAUGCACCCAACAUGAAAGUGUUCGACGUUGUUCUUAACGGUGACCAUACUAUUGUAGCUGAUUUAGACAUUUUUGACAAAGUAGGCCGCGGCAUAGCUCAUGAUGAGUAUGUACCUUACUCUAUUAGGAACGGUAAACUUUAUUAUAAUGACGAAGAGUCUGACAUAAGAGGCGGGAAAAUAAAGGUUGAAUUCAUUAAAGGGUAUAGAGAUAAUCCAAAGAUUAAUGCCCUGUAUGUUAUAAGAGGAACAAUAGACGAAGUUCCUAAGUUACCACCGAUAGUAUGGCCGGAAGCAGACCCUGAGGAGCCUAGAGAAGAAGUGGAAGAAAAAAGCACAAAGUCUCGACGAGCCAGUGGACCCAAACAACCUGACCCUUAUUCUCUGGACGACAGCUCUGUGCUAAUCCCAGUGUUUAUAACGAUGGGUGCCUUUAUACCGCUGUUGUUUUGCCUCUGCAGAUUAUAAGUUUUAUUUAUUAAUCUUGGUAAAAAUGCUAACAAUGUAUAAUCAUAGAAAUUCAGUAACAUUUCAGUUAUUUUUAUUUUUUUACUAUAUUUAUAAUUUUCUAUGUAAGAGUGUUACCUUGUGACAUCAAUAAAUUAAUUGCUUAUUGUAUGUAGUGUAUAAUCUCAUAGUAAUAAUUUUUGUUAAAAACUUAUGAAUGAUUUAUAAUUAUUGUUAGCAUAUUCACCAGCAAUUAUUGUUGUUGAUCUUAUUUUACAUAUGCUAAAUAUGUUUGAACUCUUUUGUAUUUCUUAGCUUUGUUUUUUUAAUUUUAUAGUUAUAUUAUAAAUUCACUAAAUUAUAUAAAACAUGUUUCCCUAUGUUGUCUAAGCUCAAGCCAAAUAGUACAAAUUGUGAAAAAUUACUAGUACCCGUCCCAUAUAGGAUAUACUUCUAGGAAACAUGGGGUAAGGGCAUGCCAAAGAUCCCUUAGAUUUUAGCAUGGGUGUCUAGCAGUAAACUUUAACAGUAACAAAAAACUAAUUGCGAUAAUUCCUAAUAUUUUAUCAGCACUGUUCUCCUGUUGUAAAAAUUCAUAGUUUUUAUAGCAACACUUACAAUUAUUGAAUAUCUAAAAUUAAACAAUAAUAAAAAAAUUUACAAUCUCAUUUUUCUUUUGUCAGGGGCUUUUACAACACUACCAGGUUGUUGGGCAUUGACAAUUUGGCAUUAACAAGUUUAGUGCUAGAUGCCCAAGCUCUUAACUUGAUCUUUACACUUGCUACAUUAUAUUUGUAAAAAAACAAAAAAAUAAUACACUUGCUUCUUUUACACAGUAGAAUAUAAAAUUAAUCUCUUUUAUUGUCACAAUAUGAAAUAUUCAUUAAAAGGUUGAGAUUUCCCUAUCAUUUAACUUAACAACAUAAAAAUGUAUGCUUCAUGUUCAACUUUAAGAUACAUGAAUAAUACAUGGCAGACUAUUGAAAAAACUAAGAUCAUAGGGUAACCUACUACCUGAAAUCAAUUAUUUUGAAAACAAUAUGGCAUUAAACAAAAAGACAUUUAAUGCAUACCUAUGGAUUUUUUAUAAUAAACAAAUUAUGAAUUACAGCAUUAUGACUUAAUAGUUAAAUACAUUCACUAUAUCUAAGUUGCCUAAGUAGUCUGAGAAUUAUUAUCUGGGCUUACUUAAGACAUUAAAAAUAUUGGUUAAUCUUUUGGUUAAUUAUUAACGCUUUAAGUAAUUAAGAUAAUUUCUGUGGUUGUAAUUUAUUUAAAAUCUAUUCAUUUUAUUGUAAUUUAGUAUUUCAGUGGAUACAGGAAUCCAGGUGGUCAAAUGUAGGAUCUCAAAUAAUAUUUCAAAAUGGGCAUUUUUAUCAUGUCUCUACCCAUAUUACGAGCAUGUAUGUAUAAUUAAUUGUAUAAGCACUCUUAACUCCAGAUGCACAAAUAAUAUAACUUAAAUAAAUUAUUUGAAAUAA
Bicyclus anynana (squinting bush brown) is the source of this 2488-nucleotide messenger RNA. RefSeq names its product malectin-A. The coding region runs from base 219 to 1028 and encodes 269 amino acids. Gene Ontology annotation, molecular function: carbohydrate binding. Gene Ontology annotation, cellular component: membrane. NCBI's taxonomy places the organism in Eukaryota, Metazoa, Arthropoda, Insecta, Lepidoptera, Nymphalidae. The record is from RefSeq and is a predicted model, not a curated record. The transcript has a single exon.